This is a messenger RNA of Paramecium octaurelia, 995 nucleotides long. NCBI's taxonomy places the organism in Eukaryota, Ciliophora, Oligohymenophorea, Peniculida, Parameciidae. The record is from the annotation of a GenBank genome assembly.
AACAAAACUAGUAUGUCUACAUUUGAGAAAGCAAUCUAGAAAUAAAGAAAAUUAAACAUAUAAUUUGAGUUCACAGACAAUUCAACAGAAAUACAUUCAAAUGCAUCAUUCUUUGAUGAAGAGAGGAGUUAGGAUUUUUCGGAUAGCGACUUCUCUGAUUUAGAUUGUAUGGAAAUGUCUUCGAUUUUCACUGUUGAUGUAUGCACAUAUUAUUUAAAAAAUUAGUCCAAUAUACCACCUUAAAGCUUCGAAAAUAUUACAAAUUUCAAUAGUUUGCCUUAAUAAUAUGUAGCUCCGAUGAAAACUGGGAUUGCCAAUUAAAGAAUUGCUUAGCCAUAAAAAUGGAUUAACAAUAAUAAUUCUUAAACUGGCAAGGGCAUUGCCAUUAACGUGCUUGGACAAGGAUCCAUAGGUAAAUUGAAUAAGAAGGGAAAGAAAUUAGAUAAAUGCAAUAAAAAAUAAAUACAGAAUCUUAAUAAUCGAAUUAAUAUAAAUAAUAAUCAUUCAUAGGAUUAACAAUCACAACAAUCACCAUCUUCGAAUUUUAAUUCUAACUAAUAAUCUAAUACUUAAUAGAAUAAAUAAAUUUGUCAAGUUUAAAAAGUCAUCCUAGCAUACCUUAUGGUAGAAAGUGAUGUAUUAAAAUAAGCUUAACAAAGAGCUUAAAAUUUUAUUGAAAAAUUCAUGCCAAAUAUUAACGAUAAAGAAUUAUAUAUCAAUAUUCAGGAAACCUAUAAAAUCAUGCUUCUUCCAGAUUAGAUUAUUCAGCAGCUUGCUUAAGUCUUAAAUGAAGAAGAACGCUUGCUACAUUUAAAUUUGUGUUUGCAUCGUCUUAAUUUAAAACAUAAUAAGCAUCCAUUAGCAGCAAAAGCGGCAGAUAAAAUAAGGAUGAAUAUAACAAAGAGGUGUUGAAGAUGAAUUCGAAAGACAGGCAGGUGAAAUGAGGCUUAACAUAUGUAGCUCUCAUGAGCAAAUAUAUAAUAUUAUAAUAAUAC